GCGAUCGGAGAAAAAGCACGAUAACAUACUUAGGUGAAAAUGAUAAACACCUCAGUAUAAAGAAGUCACCACUUAUAACAUUAAUCGCUGUGGCGACCUUUUACACCUCUCAGCUUUAAUUUCUUGGACUACAUAUACCGAACAAUUUACAUUUUGUAAUUGCGGUAUUACAAUUUUGAGACAAAGAUAUAUUUACCGAUUUAAGGAUGAAGCCACGAAAAAACGUCAAGCCUCUUUUGGUGGUUUCAUUUGUGGCUGCUGUUUUGAUGCUUGUGGAGUACGAGUACUGGAGUGAAACAGAUUAUCUCUCACCAGCCAACGCCGCGUUGAGACAGAAUGUUCGUCUGACCUUUGAAUCAAACACUACACUAAAAACAGAAAGGGUCCAUUUUGAAGGCGAAUCAAGAUCCGAGGAGAAAUGCGCGAUACCAUUAGCUUUAAACGCAGAUCUUCAUCAUUUGAGUAAGACAAAAUGGCCCUGUAAGUUGUCAAUUUUGGACCCUUUUCAUCCGCAAGUGAUGAAAGCGAUUACACCAGUGGCGUCACUAAACUGCAAGGGGAGGCUUUUUACGGAGUUCCAAAACGGAAAAUUUCGACUCCUAGAUGACGUUAGAAAAGAGCAUGAAAUCGUUGAAGUCUUCGCCGAACCGAUCUACCGUAAAACUGAUUAUGAUGUAAAGUUGGGACAAAGGAUCUUUGUUAACUUAACGAAUAGGGAGGCAAGAGUAAAUAGCGAUUUUCUCAAAGUAACCGUUCGAUUUAAGAACGGCAAAAUCCAAUCCGAUUUCCACGCCGCGAUUUCAGAGAUCGACGACGUUGCAAAAGAGAAAGAAACGCACAGUGCACCCUUGAACAUAAUGAUUUUAGCUUUCGAUGGAACGUCUACCGCCCACUUCAAAAGAUUGUUGCCCAAGACGUAUGCCUACCUUAAAGAUGGGCUGGAUUCCAAAUUUUUCAAGGGUUAUUCAAUUGUUGGAGAAUCAACAACUCCGGCGAUGACUGCUUUCUUAACUGGCAAGUCGGUGUCGGAGAAUUGUGAAUUCAAGGAAGCGAGACGAGGAUAUAAAAAUUCGAGUUACGUGGACAAGUGGCCAUUUAUAUUCAAGGAAUUAAAGCGUCUUGGAAUUGCUACAAUGUGGAGUGAAGAUCAACCUGGUAUAGGAGCAUUUCAUCUCACACUAAAGGGAUUCAAAGAUCAGCCAACUGAUCAUUAUGGAAGACCUUUGUGGUAUGCAGGAGAUAAGGGCCUUUGUUUCAGCUCUCAGCCACAGUUUGAAUUACAACUCAGAUAUCUUAAAAGCUUUAUGAAAUCCUACCCAGGAAAAAGGAAAUUUGGUUUCACAUUUCUAUCAAACUUGUGCCAUCGACAACCUGGCCUAGCCCACGCAGCUGACGAUGGAUUACUGUCUUUUUUCGUUUCACUUAAAGAUAAAAAUUUGUUGAACGACACCAUGUUCAUCACAAUGGCUGAUCAUGGUGCAAGAUUUGGCGUCGUGCGUGAAAGCCCUCAAGGAAAGUUGGAGCACAGACUUCCACUUCUUUCUUUGACUCUUCCGCCUUGGUUUAAACGGAGUUAUCCGGCGCAAAUAACAGCAUUGGUUAGGAAUACCCGGAUAAUUUCCUCACCCUUCGAUCUUCACAAAACGAUGAAGCAUCUGUUGAUGUUUCCAGAGAAAACUUUGGUUCAAACGGAUACGAUCGGUAGCAGUCUUUUUGAACCACUUUCAGAAGACAGGAAAUGCAUUGAUGCAGGUAUUCCGGAAAAUUACUGCCCGUGUUUAAGAUGGCAACCAAUUAGCAUUGCUCAUCCACACGUGCUUCGAGCUGUUAAGGUAGCAGUGAGCCACGUCAACGAGUUGUUGAUGUCUCACCCAACGACAGCCAAAUUAUGCCAUCGACUAGAGAUGAAGACAGUGUUAGAAGCUUAUCAAAAAAUUCCAAGUCUUGAAAUGCAUCUGAAUUUAGACCAAGAAAAUACAACAUGUAGUUAUCAAAUUCAGUUUCAGGCUACACCUGGUGAUGGUGUAUUUGAAGGUAUAUUCAGAUUGGACUCAUCGGGGAAUUUCAGAGUCUAUGGAGAUAUUGAUCGUGUUAACAAGUACGGUGAUCAACCUAAGUGUAUUGUUGCACAUGCGCCGUCAAUGCGACCGUACUGCAUUUGUUUGUCACAAAAUACGCCUGACACCAGCAGACGGGUAUAGCACUGUCUACCAUUUCCCCCGUCCUCCCCCCUCCCCCCUUACGCUCUCUACCCCUCUCACUUCGUCCAUUGCUCAACUGUGAUAAACUGAGUACAAACAAUUUUAAAAAGUUGUAUCCAAUCUUGUGUAAUAUUUACAGCAGAUUACCAUCUGUAGAGAACAGGUCCUCUUCAAGUCCCUCUUUCAGGUGUCUUUGGAACGUAGUUUCGUGUGGGUACAGAAGUAUAUUUAUUCACGGAUCUUCUCGCUGAAGGACAGAACUUAUUUCUUACGGUAAGUGAAUCGUGAUCUACAAAAGGGGGUUUGCACAUCGAUGAGUCACUCAGACGUCGCUCAGGCUUGCAAAUAGAGUCUACCAUGGCUGAA
This is a messenger RNA of Pocillopora damicornis (cauliflower coral), 2567 nucleotides long. RefSeq lists its product as uncharacterized. The record is from RefSeq and is a predicted model, not a curated record. Lineage: Eukaryota; Metazoa; Cnidaria; Anthozoa; Scleractinia; Pocilloporidae.